Prorocentrum cordatum is the source of this 561-nucleotide messenger RNA. The record is from the annotation of a GenBank genome assembly. NCBI's taxonomy places the organism in Eukaryota, Dinophyceae, Prorocentrales, Prorocentraceae.
AUGGUGUCGGGAGUCGUCCAGCUCUGGGCAUGGAUCCUGCAGUCGGGCCGCUUGCAGCCGCUGGGGGCGACACCAGUCAGUGACCUAGGGGUGGUGUGCGGCAUGUCCGACGCCAGCGUGCACAUCGAGUUGUCAGGUGGUGCCAGCCAUGACUGCCGGGCCGUGAUGUUCUCGAGUGAUCGCCGCCUUAUCCCGCCAGGAAUCGAUUGCGGACAGGCGGCAGCCACCCUCGUGCCAGCCGCCGUCCCCGUCGUUGCCGCCGCGCAGUGGGUCACGGUGGAGACGACCGCCUUCACCUCCAAGGAGACCCCCGGCAUCAUCGGCGUGUCGAGCACUGAGAGGGGCGAGGUUGGCAUCUUCACCAACCCGUCGGGCAUCGCGGUGCUCGAGCGCGACAUGCAGGCGUGCCCCUCCGAGGAGUACCGUGAGAGUGCCAGCGCCCGUGACCUCAGGCCCAACAAGGCCGCGACUGUGGCGACGAAUGUCCGUUCGAUGCGGUGCUUCACCUGCUCGGUCGCGGAGCUGUCGCCAUCGCCUUUUCUUGACUGGUCUGUGAAGUAG